Molecule: messenger RNA, 1923 nt
Organism: Penicillium riverlandense
Lineage: Eukaryota; Fungi; Ascomycota; Eurotiomycetes; Eurotiales; Aspergillaceae
Product: magnesium transporter CorA family protein
Exons: 2
Coding region: 1-1923 (640 amino acids)
Biological process (GO): magnesium ion transmembrane transport; intracellular magnesium ion homeostasis
Cellular component (GO): plasma membrane
Molecular function (GO): magnesium ion transmembrane transporter activity
Source: RefSeq, a predicted model, not a curated record
AUGACCGAGUCUCCCAAAUCCGACAAGUACCCGGGUUUGACCCGGUACAGUACGCCCGUCCCCGAGCUGGACGAUCAUCGCUUCCACAUGGGUUCCUUUGAGGCCCCGGGGGACACCACCCUGAGCCGACAGAACACUCACCAGGGACCGAAAGGAGAGACCCUGGACCGUGCAGAUCUGCUCCACGUGCAGGAUGCCCUUCGGGAGGCGGGGCCCGUCUACCGAGACUUUGAGCAAGCCAUUGUGGACGACGAUCAACCCGUCAAUGAUGUCAAUGGAAUGGUGCGGCGUUUUUCGGCCACCCCUCGCCGAAUCAGCCGGGGCCAGCAAGAUCGCGCGGGGACCGUCUCGCGUAAAUCAUCGGUCUCGGCUCGGUCAUCCUCUCCACCCAACUCGGUGGACGCUUUCGCGGACCCGCGUCGUCGGGAGCGCGCAAACACCCUGGAUAGCCAUGUCGAUCUCGAUUUGGAAGCCAUUUUGCACCGGACCGUCUCCGGCGGUACGCAGGCUCGCCGCCCGACUUUCAGCAAUGCGAGCGUGGUCCGACCCCCUCAGCCGGGAGAUAUCCCGCUGGACUCAAAUGAAGAGCCCUGCUACGAGCAGCCUGGCCGAAUUCCCGUGAUUGACUACGAAGAGCUGGAGGAAUUCGUCGCCCUCAACCAGAACAUCAAGCCUACUGGCGACCGUCGCAAGCACAGUUUCAGCUCUCAGAGCAAGAAGCCUCGCGUUUUCCAUGACCUUCGCCCCGGUGCCAAAGACACCGAUGAUGAUGUUAGCCCUUCCGAUUCGUCUGAUUGCUGUGUUCUUGACUCCGAGAAGCCCAGCAAGGUUUUCGACGACAAGGAGCGGGUCGAGACGUUCCAAAAUACGAAUGAGCCUCGAUUUGGGUUCUUCUCAUCCGAGUCGCAGACCACGGUGCAUGCGGCGGAGCUGGGAGAUCUGGUGCUCCCCGGUGACAGCUUCCGAGAUUUGUUUCAACUGGGACCCGAAGGUGGUGUCUGGUGGCUUGAUGUCAUCAACCCAACCGAGGAGGAACUGGGCGCCAUCUCUCGAGCCUUCUCUAUUCACCCGUUGACAACGGAGGAUAUUUUGACUCAGGAAGCCCGCGAGAAGGUCGAGCUCUUCAAGCAGUACUACUUUGUCUGCUUCCGCACGUUCUACCAAGUGGACAAGAACAGCGAGGAUUUUCUGGAGCCUGUCAACUUUUACAUGGUGGUGUUUCGGGACGGGGUCUUAACCUUCUCCUUUGUUGAGAACCCUCACGCCGCCAAUGUCCGGAAGCGUAUUGGAAAACUGCGUGACUACAUGGCUCUCAGCAGCGAUUGGAUCUGUUACGCGAUGAUCGACGACAUUGUCGACAGUUUCGGUCCGGUCAUCCACGACGUGGAGGUGGAAUCCGAGGCGAUUGAGGACUAUGUGUUCAUCGCCCGAGUGGACGAUUUCGAGUCCUUCCUCCCUCGGAUCGGUGGUCUCCGCAAGAAAGUUAUGACUCUGAUGCGCUUGCUGGGCGGCAAGGCAGAUGUCAUCCGCGGAUUCUCGAAGCGCUGCAAUGAACAGUACUCGGUGACACCACGCGGCGACAUCGGGCUGUAUCUGGGCGAUAUCCAGGAUCACGUCGUGACCAUGAUGUCGAACCUGGGGCACUUUGAGAAGAUGCUCAGUCGGUCGCACACUAACUACCUGGCCCAGCUGAAUGUUACCAACCUGGUGCUGGGCAACCAUGUCAACAAAGUGCUCAGCAAGGUCACGCUGAUUGCCACGAUUCUAGUUCCGCUCAACUUGAUCUGCGGUCUCUUUGGCAUGAACGUCCCCGUGCCAGGAAAGGACUCGGAAGGACUCAGCUGGUUCUUUGGGAUCAUCGGGGUGAUUGGUGGGGUGGUGGUCGUCAGCAUGGCUGCUGCUCGGUACUUUAAGCUUGUUUGA